Nylanderia fulva is the source of this 1347-nucleotide messenger RNA. RefSeq names its product methionine sulfoxide reductase SelR (gene SelR). Gene Ontology annotation, molecular function: peptide-methionine (R)-S-oxide reductase activity. The record is from RefSeq and is a predicted model, not a curated record. NCBI's taxonomy places the organism in Eukaryota, Metazoa, Arthropoda, Insecta, Hymenoptera, Formicidae. Gene Ontology annotation, biological process: protein repair; response to oxidative stress. Gene Ontology annotation, cellular component: cytoplasm.
UCACGUCAGCGUGUACGUCGAGAGCAGCAGAUUCAGUCGGGACGGCGGAAAGCGCGGCAAGAUCGCCUCUCCGCUCCCUGUCAGAAUCGUCACCACGUGAAUCCGCGUGCUUGCUUCGCGCGUCUAUUUUAGCGGCUUUCCUGGAAAUCCCGGAUCGCCUCAAGAUUCUGCGACUCACGCUCUUCCGCGCGAUCAGGAGGAUGACGACGGCGGUCGACAAGGAGGAGGCGAGGAAACGCUUGACGCCGCUGCAGUGGCACGUCACCCAGGAGAAGGGCACCGAGAGGCCGUAUACCGGUUGCUACAAUAAAUUCUACGAGAAGGGAACCUACACCUGCGUCGUGUGCGAUCAGGAAUUAUUCUCCUCGGACACCAAGUACGACAGCGGAUGCGGUUGGCCCGCAUUCAAUGAGGUUUUGGAUCAAGGACGCAUUAAACUGACCAAAGAUACUUCUCAUGUCGGUGGCAAUCUACUACUGCUGAUCGCAAACCCAGAUAUGGUGCGGACCGAAGUGACCUGUUCAAAGUGCGACGCGCACCUGGGACAUGUGUUUAACGACGGGCCGAAGCCGACGAGGAAGCGUUUCUGCAUCAAUUCCGCCUCCAUAAGCUUCCAUGCGGCCGGAGAGGAGAAAAAGUCUACAUAAAAUAAGCUCUCAUUGUUUUUUAUUUAUGAGAUUCAAAAUGUCAAGUCAUAUAACACACUAUUCAUAUAUAAAUAUGUAUGAAUGAUGCGUUAUAAUCAUAAAAUACCUCUGGUUUAUAUUUAUAUGCAUUGUAAAGAGAUGGAGUAAUUUUAUUAUCGCCAAAAUACCAAAUAGGCUGUCUCUGUAAAAUACAAAUUUGUUAUUAUAUAUAUAUUUAUUAUAUAUAUAUACGUAAGAAAUAUUAAUGUUUUAUCACUUUUGACGCAAUGUGAAUACUACUGUAUCGCUAUUAAACCAAUCUUUCUCUAUGUCAAUUAUAUAUUUCUUUAAUUUAUAUUUCAUUAUUUAAUUAUAUAAGAUUUUUGAAUAUAUUCGCGAAUAUUCGUCUUUACGUUAAGCUUCUGCGAAAGUUUUACAGAAUAUCCUAUUUAUAUACAGAGAUAAAACGGUUUCCGACCGACUUUUCACACAAGAAACUAUAAUUCUAUGUUAUCAGUUUCGAAAUCUCUGCAUUGUGUUAUUCUCUCGAUAUUACAAAUAUGUAUGUACAUAUCCGUAUUAAAGAGAACAAAGUUUAACACCCACACAAGAUAUACGCUGCAUAAAACGAGAAAACGCUCGAUACAGAAAAGAACUAUGAUAAAAAUGAUGUCUAAUCAAAGAAUGUUAUUUUUUCAAUAAACGCCAUAUGUAAAAUAUA